Molecule: messenger RNA, 2996 nt
Organism: Cantharellus anzutake
Lineage: Eukaryota; Fungi; Basidiomycota; Agaricomycetes; Cantharellales; Hydnaceae
Exons: 6
Coding region: 13-2961 (982 amino acids)
Source: RefSeq, a predicted model, not a curated record
CUGGUCCAGCGUAUGAACGAAUUUCAGGACCACCCAAAAGUCAGAGCGCGGCUGACUUUGGGCUCAAAAGUCUUUGUUGCUGGUCAUGAAGUUUAUGGAAAACUUGAGGUUGAAUCCAUCGCUGGCCCAAAUGCUGGGCUAGGGUUGAGAUUCAUAUAUGUCUCAUUAAGCGGGACUCAACGGGCCGGGACUUCCCCCUCGAACGCUGUUGAGCCUGCAUCAAGGGAGACCGAGCAGUAUCUUCCCCCGGACUACCAUCAUGCUCGCAAAGGUCGUACUACAUUUUUCUUCAAAUUUCCUUUGCAUGCUUCCUUUCCAGCAUCCAUAUCGUUUGGGAAUGGUCUUGCGAAAGUAACGUACGAAGUUAAAGCAGGCGUUGAAGUGUUUUGGAACCGAGAACGCCGGCUUGUCACAGAUAUGCAGGAGUUAACGGUCGUUGAAGCAUUUGACGAAGAUAUAUCCGUCCUUCCAAAUCAUGGCACUGUAGCAGUUGGCGAUGGAGGGAGGUUGUGGGUACAGGCUCGGAUUAUCGGGGGGAUGGCAAUUAGUGGAUACCCUGCAUGCUGCGAAGUGCAUGUUAAGAAUAGCUCUUCGCGGAAAAUAUCGGGGGUUUCCCUAGCCUUGAUAAGAAAGUUGGCUCUUGCCCAUCCGACAGAGGGAAAGAAAUCCAUUGAACUAUCUGACAAAUUGCUAGAAGUGCCGUACAAAGGACCAGAUUAUACGGUUCAAGCUUUCUCCGAAGGGGUAGCGAAUCUUGUCUUCUCAGUACCCCGCGCAGCUCUGGGCUCCCAAUUAGGUGGGGUUCAUCAUCAAGAGGGAAGUGGUAACCAGGAAAGUUUAUUCCGAAUCUCUUGUUCUCUCUUGGUCAAGGUAGCCAUGGGCUGGGGAGCGCCAGAUUUAGAAGUUGAUGUGCCGGUCCGUGUAUUUCAUCAGAGCACCGUUCCGGUCAAUUUCCACCGCGCGACUUCCCCUGUUCCCCUAACCCCGCUUUCGCCGCCUCAGCCAUGGGACCCGACGUUUGAUAUCCCCCAAUCUGCCAUGUCCCUACCUUCCUCUCCUCGUAUACAUCCUUACUCAGAUCCCCCGCAUCCGGUUAUUGCGGAAUCCACCUCUCUUGCCUACCACACCACUGUGUAUUCUCCGUCGCCGCAAUAUCCUCUCCCACCACAUCCCUAUUACUCCGAGAACGGCAUUGAUGCUUCGACCCACACAUAUUUUCCGCUUCUUCUACAAGCAGAUUCUUCCUGCGACCGCCACCCUAUCCGACCUUCAUCGGCGGAUCCAGUCACGCGGAGACCCCUUCCCCAGCCACCCAAAUAUCAUCCUACUAGCGAGAUCAACCUUGAAUCCCAGCAACAUCCACCAAUGGAUCAAGUGCGAACGUUUUGGGAAGACACCAUUGUCACCGGUGGCGAGAGGGAGAGCAGAAGGGAACGGGCAUCCAGAAUAUCUAGGCAUUUGAGGCUGUCGUCGCGUUAUCGGUCCCUCUCCCGUUCGAGGGAUGUCGAGCAGGCUUCCAUUGGGAUCCGCCAAGAGCCUGCAAAUCAUGAGCGGGGUGCUGCGGAUCAUUAUCCCCCUCUCAUGGUUUCGGGUAUCGUAACGGUGCCUUGGACUGCCGAAAAGCAAAUUGUCUCAUCCCAGCCCAGCUCUCCAUUGCUUGGGGAAGUUUGUACUGUGGCAACCCCCAUAUUGUCGCCUCGUCCACUGUUAUCACCGCGACAAGCUUAUUCCGCGAGUCCAUUUGGGGGGCCUCCAAGCCCACGAAGCGAACGCGUAGAAGCACUUGAACGCCAGGCUGAAGAGGUGAUAGACUCAUCGUUGGACACCUCGGACGCAGUAGACACCAUGACCCCACAGUCAGCUAUUUCUUCCAAGGCAAGGCCUGUCGCCGUGGACAACUUGGACUUUGAUGCCAGUGGCUUGAAACUCCAUGAGACAACGUUGAAACUUCCGGCUCCUAACAUUCCUCCUGUCGGAGGUGAUGUUGGAGGUUUGACGCUGCUCGAACGAAGAUUAGUACGACCCAUGGCGGGCGCAUCACUUUUCAAAGUACCGGACCAAAUAUCGUCUCAUAAUGUUAAUCUGCGGCCUCGAUCAACUACUGAAUUAACCGUGAGGAAUGGAUUUUCAAAUUUCCCAUCAUCAAACGUUGUACCUCGCCGCAGCGUGGCUGAGGUGAUGCGAAACGAAGCACAAGCCCGAGUGACAGAUUGGGUAAGGAAGGAGCAGGAGAAGGACGCAGAUACCUCGUUCGAAGGAUUGAAUGAGGAUGGUGCGCUGCUUGAAAAUGCAGAGGAAGUGCUCAGUACGGCACGCACCUCCAAGGCGGAACUGGAGUCAUCCACUAGCCAUGCUCUGGGAUGGGAUGCAGCUGACCCUCACGAGAAUCCUAGCAUAAACUCGGGAUUUCAGCCGUCUUCGGCCAGUCCGAAAGGCCAUGGGAGCGUUCACGUACGAGACCGGAACCCAACAGGGGUGGAGGAUGACAUAAGGGGUGCAAGAGGCAGUCGAGGCGGUGUUGUCACGUCGGUUGCCGCCAUCUGGGCCGACAGCAAUGCUCAACCUCCAGCAAUUCCGAAAAGAAACUACCCUCCAAAAUAUCCAAAAAGUGAUGGCUUCAGCACCACAGUUCUCCCUAUUAUACCUCUCAAACGCAGCCCAUUACGUUCAAGGCACUCGCGGAGCUCUCCGCCACGCCCUCCACUCCAACGGUUGGACAAUGUUCGCAUGUUACCCAUGAAAAAGCCACCUUUGCUAUCUUCGUCUAUUCCCCGAACCACAGUAGUCAAUGGAACACCUGGGAAACCCAUACCGUCCAGCACCGUGGGACCUGGACCCAGGCGAGUUGAUGCAUCUUCACCUCCAGCCCCCGAACACGGGCCGCGCAACAGGAACGUAGAGAAUAUUCCCACAGUCGGACAGCAGAGGCUCCGAGAACUGAUUGCAAAAUACCAAUCUUGAUUAUAUACUGUUCGCUAGUUGUGCAGCGAUUACAG